Heterotrigona itama is the source of this 3917-nucleotide messenger RNA. The record is from the annotation of a GenBank genome assembly. Lineage: Eukaryota; Metazoa; Arthropoda; Insecta; Hymenoptera; Apidae.
GAGCCAAUGCAUUGACGAUUCGCUCAAAUAAACUUAUUCAUCGUGUGUACAUUUUGCUUCUCUAUUGAAUCGUUAGUUUUAGUAAGAAAUGGUUCACACGUGGCUUUAAGAUUGAAAAAGACGAAACAUAACUGACGUGUCCUUAAUGAGAAACAACGUGGCAUUUACGAGCUUUUCUAUGUAAUUCUUGGCUGAGUCGAUGAAAACGAAACAAUUUGAGAUGCCGUUUAGCAGCUGUUGUUCGUGAUGUCAAUGUAAAACGCUUGGAAACAUUUAUUUUAUAUCAGAAUCUUGUCUGUCAAUAUCUCGUAGACGCGCAAUACCGUUUUUUGUAUACAGAAUUGAGGUUAUAUUGGCAAUGACCACGUCAAUGGUGAUACAUCUGUCACAAGAUAAAUAAUUCAUUUUAUUGCGUGAGUGACUCUUCCAUUUAGAAAUGUUUGUGUGUUUUUUGAUCAAAGGACGUACAUUGAAGCAUUUUGGAAUAAUAUAUCGAUAAUUAAUAUAUGCACAUAAUCCACGAGAUGUUUGAUAACGUUAAAAGUAAGCGUUAAAAACCAGAGUCGACGCUCGCGCGAAAAGAAACAUCGGCGGAUAUUAAAGAAUUAAGGUGAAUGAGAUUAUUGUUGAUCUCUUAUAUCAUUCUUCAUGGGUACUAGAAGGAAAAUGGAUAAGAAUGACGUGGAAGAUGGAGCCCACGAGUCACAUCAUGUACAUGAACGUUCGGACUUGCGAGGCGAUGAAAAGAACAUAGCCACUCUUCUAUUUUUAUAUCUGUUACAAGGGAUACCAUUGGGUUUGUGCAGUUCUAUUCCUAUGUUACUUCAGAAUAGAGAUGUUUCAUAUCGCCAGCAGGCUGAAUUUAGCUUCGUGCAAUGGCCUUUUUCUUUGAAACUGUUUUGGGCACCUAUAGUGGACUCUGUGUUUUCACAAAAGUUUGGAAGGAGGAAAACGUGGUUAAUUCCAACUCAAUAUUUAAUGGGACUUUUUAUGCUGUUAUUGUCAAGCCAUGUAGAUCGAUGGUUAGGGAGCAGAACGAUGAAGCCGAACAUAGAAAUGUUGACCAUAAUAUUUUUUGCCUUAAAUGUUUUGGCUGCUACUCAAGAUAUUGUAGUUGAUGGGUGGGCAUUGACCAUGUUAAAGAGAUGUAACGUUGGAUAUGCGUCAACUUGCAACAGUGUGGGACAAACUGCCGGAUAUUUUAUUGGUUAUGUGCUUUUUAUGGCAUUGGAAUCUCCUGAAUUUUGUAAUAAUUAUUUAAGAUCCACUCCUUCUAGUGAAGGCAUUUUGACUCUACCUGAUUUUCUUUAUUUCUGGGGUUGGGUAUUUAUAAUUAUUACCACUUUACUUGCUUUGUUUAAACGCGAGGAUUCGGAGAAAAUGCACAAAGAUGAAGAAUUGAAUACAAAUAUUAAGCAUGCAUACAAAUUACUAUGGAACAUUGUCAAAUUACCAUCUAUAAAAACGAUUAUUAUAUUCUUGCUAACUGUCAAGAUAGGAUUUUCUGCUUGUGAUGCUGUAACUGGUUUAAAAUUGGUAGAGGCUGGUAUACCAAAAGAAACGUUUGCACUUAUGGCUGUGCCUAUGAUACCACUACAAAUAUUGUUACCAUUAGCAAUAUCAAAGUAUACAGUAGGCCCAAGGCCUAUGGAUGUAUACAUAAAGGCUAUGCCUUAUAGACUGGCUUUUGGAUUAGUAGCAGCAUUUUUGGUAUGGGUGACACCAUAUGUCGUAACAGGAGGACAUGUUCCAGCCUAUUACUUCAUAGUUUUAAUUAUUCUGUAUUUGAUACAUCAGGUUUUCACAAGUAGUAUGUUUGUGGCAUCGAUGGCGUAUUUUGCAAAAAUCAGUGAUCCAGCAGUUGGUGGUACUUACAUGACAUUAUUAAAUACGUUAGCUAAUCUCGGAGGCAACUGGCCAGCAACAGCAGCUCUUUGGUUCGUUGAUUCAUUAACAUAUCGACGAUGCAGCACCGAUCCGUUGAAUGACUGUAGCACAAUUUCGGAAAGGGAGCUCUGCACGAACACGCACAAUGGUGUUUGCAAUAUGCAACUUGACGGAUACUACAUAGAGAGUAUCUUAUGUCUAAUCAUAGGAUUUGCUUGGCUCAGGUGGGGUCGAAGGAAAAUAGAUCUGUUACAAACAAGACCGAUGUCUGCCUGGAAAGUUAUUCUUUCAAAGCAGAACAGAUAACAGUAUUGAGUUCAUGUUGCAACUUGUUGGUACAGUACCUGUAAUUAUUAAGAAUUUGUACAAAUUAAAUAUGCGUAUAUUGAUCGCGUGUCGGCUGUGUGCUCGGGCGAUUCUCCGCACGUCCAUCAAGUGUUCCAAUUUGAUUACGGAAUAUGAACUGAAUUCUUUUUCAAUUUCAGGAUUUUUUCUCCUUUUUUUUUUUUCUUUUUCUUAUUGUUUAUUCGUUCGACUAUUCGUUCGACCCGCAACGUCACAAAUAAUAAACGGCAUUCCUCGGAAAUUUGAUAUUUCAUUUGGUAUGAACAAUUUUUACGAUAUUGUUUCGUAUGUUAGCACAACGAUGACUUUGAACACGUACUGCAUUCGUGAUACAAUUAUUUAAUUAUUUAAGCGACACAUUGGUGAUUUUGAUUGUAGCGUAUCGUCUUUGUCUGUCGAUAUGCCAAAAAGAGAAGAAAAUAAAACUGGAUCUUUUUCUAUUUACGUCCUUAUCCUUCCAUGAAGGUUAGUGAUUUUAAUUACGAUGUAAUAAAUGCAACGGUAUUGCACUGGUUUAUUGUGUAUCUAUGGGUUAGGAUAAUUCAACGUUAGAAGUCGCGAUUGUUCAUAAGCAGUGCUUGUGAGUCAUGUAACAAGUACAUGAUGUUAAUAAAAGUUUUCCAUAUGAAGUACUUUAUUUUUACCUUUCUUAUAUUUCCUGAAAGGCUUAUACUAUGAGCUUAGGCUUGUAUGUAACAUCGUGUAGGCUUUAAUAUAACUAAUUAAUGUAUAAGUAGGUAUAAUAGGAGAAAGAGUUAUCUUUGUGCGGCUCGAUAGCCAUUUUUUUUUUAUUUCGUUUGCUAUUUCAUCGUGAAGAAACUAAAGAGAUAAAACAUAUUCAUAAUAUGCAGAUAUUGUUAUUUACCAUUUCGAAUACGCAAAUACUUUUUAAAGGCAGAAUUUGUUGUUGAAUAGUUCGUUUGAUGGUUUAACCGCAACAUCCAGGUCGUAAAUCGGUUUCACGAUGUUCCUUAUAAUCUGUCGCCCUUUUCUUGGGAUUUGUCAAUUUCGAAUGUAUCAUUACAUAUUCAUCGCCCGUUGUUAUAACCGGGCUCUUGUUUGUUGUAGAUACUCGAAGAGCGUGCCCUCGUUCUUCCUGCAAUUUAUAUUGUUGCAUCAAUCUUCAUCGUUGAAAUGGGAAUUUUUAGAAAGAAAUCUUUACGAAUUUAGGUUUCUUUUAUAAGUAAAUUACGUGAGAAAUAGAUGAGAUAAUUACGGCCGCAUCAGUGUCCAGGCUGGUAUCAGGAUUAGUUUCAGCGAGUAACGAUAACUGCUGAGCUUUGUUCUCGAUGCUUUGUACACAGACAAAGCUGAACAUCGAAACGAUCAGAAUUAGCUUGACGAACAUGCUGCACGUUUUCACUUGGACUAUAGAAUUCCUUCUGAAUCUUUCAAGUGUAAAGUUUACCCUUUUAUAUGGACUGAUACUUCCGUGUUUGCUCGUAAACCUCUGUCGUAUUAUUAACGACUCCUUUAAUCAAGCAUCGAUACGUGAAACUCGAGGUACUUAAAAAAACCGUAUAUUUCCGAGGCAUUGUUGUCAAAGAUAUCGGUCAAACAACAAAGAUAUGGCUCAUUUUACGACGUUAAUUGUAUAUAGUGGAACGUUAAUUGCCAUUGGAGAAAUCACCAUUUUUUUCAUGACAAAUAUUUUAUAUUAGAAGACAUAUAAUACAGAACACUGA